Messenger RNA from Pyricularia oryzae 70-15, 543 nucleotides. RefSeq lists its product as uncharacterized. Lineage: Eukaryota; Fungi; Ascomycota; Sordariomycetes; Magnaporthales; Pyriculariaceae. The coding region runs from base 1 to 543 and encodes 180 amino acids. The transcript has a single exon. The record is from RefSeq and is a predicted model, not a curated record.
AUGCACUCUUCUCUCAUUCUCCAAGCUUUGGCACUAUUCUCCAUUGGUGCUAUCGCUGCUCCAACCCCCGGAGGCCGUCCCGCAGCCCCAACUCUACCCGCCAUACCCGAAGUCCCAUCUUCGGGCCCAGGUGCGGCGACCCUAAAACAUGCAGUCUUCAAUCCCGUCAGUCCCCACUUUGGCAGCUGGAACUUCUUCACCCUCGACGAUCCCCGGGUCGACUAUUGGAAAAGGAACCCCGACAUGGAGGUCAGAUACUUCAAAUACUGCCCCAAGUGCGGCGAGUAUCCCUUCCACGACAAGUACGUGCUGGCCGAGCAUCUCAUCAAGGAGGACCUGGCUACGACCGGUCAAGGGGCGCUCGACAAGGCCAACGAGCUUCCCGUCAUUGUCGGGAUACGCAACAGACCAGAGCCCGAGGCCCCGUCCAGGCCUUUUUUCCUCAGGCCCUUUUCCUCCGACAAAAAGGGGCAGCGCGGAUCUUCGGGGAAAACAGCAGGAGGCCAAACAACUGCUGCGCCGCCGUGGAAUUUUGACUCCUGA